Molecule: messenger RNA, 1055 nt
Organism: Coturnix japonica (Japanese quail)
Lineage: Eukaryota; Metazoa; Chordata; Aves; Galliformes; Phasianidae
Source: RefSeq, a predicted model, not a curated record
AUGACCGUCCCAGCCGCCCCGAAGGCUGGCAAAGGGACUUGUGGGGCAGCCCCACAAGCUCAGGUUCAUCGUCGGAGAGCGGCUUGGGAUUUAAAGGGGCAACUGAGCGACGUCCGGGCGGCCCUGGGGAACCAGAAGGAGAAAGCUCAAAGGUUGGAGGAGGAGAACGGGAAACUCAAGGAGAAGGUGGAGGAGAUGGAGGAGGCUCUGAGGGAGAGGGACGAGAGAGUGGAGGAGCUGGAUGCUGCUGUCAGCACCAUGAGCUCGGAGCUGGAACAGCGGCGUCAGGAGUCGGAGCUGAAGGGCCGGGAACUAGAGCGGCUCAAGGACACAGAGAAGGAGCUGAGGGAACAGCUGGGGGGCGCCAUGUCCCACAUUGGCCGUGAGCGUAAGGACGACGUGAGAUACGACUUCAGCUUCGACCGCGUCUUCCCCCCCAGCGCCAGCCAGGAGGAAGUGUUCCAAGAGAUCUCACUGUUAGUGCAGUACGAAUUCAAGGCCAGUUUCCUUGAGAUCUACAACGAGUCGCUGCGGGACCUGCUGAGCCCCCCCCCAAAUAACAACCAGGAGCUGCUGAUCCGACGCGUCAGCGCCGACAGCCACCAGCUGCACGUCCCCAACCUGCAGCGGGUCAGCGUGGCCAACGAGGAACAGGUCCUGGAUCUCCUCUAUAGGGCCUCGUCCCAUCGCUCCGUAGCCCGCACAGCGCUCAAUGAUCGCUCAUCCCGCAGUCACAGCAUCUUCCAGCUCCACAUCCAGGGUCACAACGCGGCCCGGCAGCUCAGCUGUUCCUGUGAGUCUAUUGGGGUCUCCAUCCCCUAUUGGGGUCCCUAUAAACCCACACCCCCUAUUGGGGUCCCUAUAAACCCCAUACCCCCCUAUUGGGGUCCCUAUAAACCCUAUACCCCCUUAUGGGGUCCCUUUAAACCCCAUACGCCCUUAUGGGGUCUCUUUAAACACCAUACCCCCCUAUUGGGGUCUUCUUUAAACCCCAUACCCCCUAUUGGGUCCCUAUAAACCCCAUACCCCCUAUUGGGGUCCCUAUAAACCCCAUA